Molecule: messenger RNA, 414 nt
Organism: Caenorhabditis briggsae
Lineage: Eukaryota; Metazoa; Nematoda; Chromadorea; Rhabditida; Rhabditidae
Exons: 2
Coding region: 1-414 (137 amino acids)
Source: RefSeq, a predicted model, not a curated record
AUGACACCUCAAACCAUUGACACCAACAAAAAGUCCGCAUCCAAAGCAAAGGCCAAGAGCUCUAGCCAAUCCCCGACACCCCAAAUGGAUAUUCAACGAGUUGACAAGGGAGCUCAAAAGUCUAAAGGAUCGAAGAAAACUGAGAAGUCCCGAAAUCAAAAGAAGAUCUCAAGAAAAAAUGUUGACCAAGCUACUGUUCUCCAAAACAUCGAAAAUUCCAAAAUCGAAGAGAAGAGAGAAGAAGCGAAGCUCCGUCGAUCCCUGGAAGAAACUGUGGAGUUUUAUGACAACAACCGUAUUGAGGAGUGUCUUAUGGAGUAUUUUGAAGAAAGAGAAAAUUGGAAUCAGGUUCCGGAUGAAAAUCAAAACUAUCUAGCCCCAAUUAUGACACUGGAGCAUGUUCGCAUGGUCUAA